Aspergillus glaucus CBS 516.65 is the source of this 1577-nucleotide messenger RNA. RefSeq lists its product as uncharacterized. NCBI's taxonomy places the organism in Eukaryota, Fungi, Ascomycota, Eurotiomycetes, Eurotiales, Aspergillaceae. The record is from RefSeq and is a predicted model, not a curated record. Gene Ontology annotation, molecular function: transmembrane transporter activity. The transcript has 3 exons. Gene Ontology annotation, biological process: transmembrane transport. Bases 59 to 1492 code for a protein of 477 amino acids.
GCGGACACAUACAGAGCAACGGAAGGAACAUUUUGCCCGUACCACUGGAUAGCAAAGCAUGACAGUCGACACCUCGUCCGAAUCACAAUCCCCCGAUCGAAAACUCCAGGAGGAUAGCGUCUCGACCUGGGAUCAUGACCCGCGCAACCCCUACAACUGGCCGACGUGGAGGAAAUGGCUUACCAUGUGCAUUUCCUAUUGGGUGACGAUUCUGGUCGGGAUCAAUGCGACUUCGUUCACGACGCCCGCAGAAACCCUGUCUGCGGAAUUCAAUGUCGACAAUAGCUUUUUCGAAUUUAGCUUCUUUGCCGUGACUUCGUGGAAUUUCACUGCGGCGGUUGUUCCGCUGGCGACGUUGCCGAUGAUGGAGACUUUUGGGUUUCGGGUAGGGUAUACUGGGGCGUUUAUCCUGUUCUUCAUCUUCAUCAUCCCGCAGUGCGUGGCACAAAACUACGCGACGCUUGUGGUCACCCGUGUCUUUGCGGGUGCUUUUGGCGGCACUGUCCAGAAUGCUGCUGAUGGUAUUGCCGCGAAUAUCUUCUUCACGGCACAAGAGCGGAUCUUGCCAUUGACGCUCUAUGCGUUUACAUUGAUGCUUGGGGUCACCAUUGGUCCUAUACUGGGCGCUCUAGUGGAACCGCUCGAUUGGCGAUGGGUAUUCUGGAUUCAAUUGAUCAUCAACGGAGUUACAAUUCCCAUUGUCCUUUUCGGCUUGAAAGAAACCCGGGGCCCAGUCAUCCGGUCCAAGAUCAUGCCAGAUGAAAAAGCAGAUAGCGACGAGCCUGGCGCUUUAGCCACCCUGAAGGAGACUGUUGUUCGAGCAGCAUUGCUGCUGACCACUGAACCAACCGUCACUUCAUUCACCAUGUGGUCUGCUUUCUCCUUCGGUCUGGUCUUCAUCUCAACUCAAUCGGUCCCCGUCGUCUACGCAGGCGUAUACGACUGGCCGAUCUACAGCGGCGGACUCGUGCAAGUUGCCAUCGCAAUUGGCGAAACCAUCGGGACCAUCGCCUUCCUGUUCCAAAACCAAAUCUACAUCCGCAGCGCACCCCACAACCCCGAAAAACCCGGUGUUCCCAUCCCAGAAAGUAUCCUCCACAUUUCGAUUCCCAGCACAGCCAUCGGCCUCUCAGGCGGCCUGUUCAUGUACGGCUGGAGCACUCUCGGUUCCCACUGGAUAGUUCCCACAAUCGGCCUCACACUAAUCGGAUACGGAAUCAUGACCAUCGUCAUCUCGGCCAGCGUCUACGUCACGGACUCAUAUGCCGGCUAUGCAGCUAGUGCGAUUGCCGCCGUGGCUUUUGGUGAGAAUACGUUUGCUGCAUUUUUACCGCUUGCUGCGAAACCAAUGUAUAUCCGGUUGGGGUACCAGUGGGCUAGUUCGUUGUUGGCGUUUGUCGCGUUGGCGCUGGCUUUGGCGCCGACGGUGCUGUUGUGGAAGGGGAGGAUGAUUCGAAGUAAGAGCAAGGCGAUUCAGAGGAUGUCACUUUGAUAGCAUAUAUGUUGUCUUCUGGUGUACAUACUAUCGUACAUUGUGAUUUAGACUCGCACAUAGAGUGUGUCUAUCUAAUUUCGCG